AUGGGUCCCACUGCCGUUAAGCAAAACACGGGGAUAGGCGGUUCAAUAGAGACCAUGGUUAGCACUGGUAUCCUAGCACCCGUUGAGGAGUACGACAACUCUCCUAAUCACUUUGGUUCUCCCCAUGCUCUGCUCGGAUCCGACAGCUUUCGACCCGGCCACCACUACGUACCUCCGGUUGACCACAUCAAAGAUGACGUUCUGCACUUGACCUUGCCUCAAAUAUCACCGAAAAAGGAUCUUGCACCAAAUUUGUCCUAUGUCGGGGUUCUCGUGGGGAGACUCCGCUUCGAAACGGACAUGACGCUUCGGAAAGGUUUGGAUAAUGGAUGUAGUAAGGAGUUCACUGAACUCGAUAAGCCACUCGUCUCCUUCAACUUCGUCGGUUUGGUCCUGAGUCAGGACCAAACCCAGUCGACCGUCUCUCGCUUCCCAGUUUGGUCGACGGCCAGAAGCGCUCAACUGAUUGUAGUAAGUCUGAGACUAGACUUAUAUUCAUUUGGAAUCAAAGUAUUGGCUAGAAGGAUAUUGGCUCUAAGACCUCUUACAGACUACAGAUUCGAGGGACCCAGUCUGAUUCUAGAGACGUCGAGAUCAGUUUUUGACUUCUAUUUAUCUUCAUCUCAUCAAUACAGAAUAAUUACAUCCGUUCUCUCUUCUGUACCCCUGCUAUGUGCAACCACUACAUCCCUGGUAGAAUUGACUCGAUUUACAUUCACUAGCACUCAUAUCCGGAUAAUUUCUGUCUCGACUCUCCUGUCCUGUACAACACUGACGACCAAUUUAACCCUGUCGAAAGUUACAGACUUUACGAAAGUAAAUACCCAGUUGAAGUCUUUCUCCAUAACUUUAUCGACACAAGUCGUGUCAACCGACCAAGGCAGCACUGUGCGUGCAGAACUUUGCGUUGGUGAGCCACAAAGAUAUAGUGGCAACUCACCGACACUUGUUGACAGUCGACUACAACCCGAGUUCUGCCUGUUGUCUAAUCCCCUGACUACAAUAGCCAGUUGA
Molecule: messenger RNA, 1014 nt
Organism: Acaulospora colombiana
Lineage: Eukaryota; Fungi; Glomeromycota; Glomeromycetes; Diversisporales; Acaulosporaceae
Source: the annotation of a GenBank genome assembly